AUGUCUGUUGAUGUUUCGGAUCUAUUACCAGUACUUGAACCUGAAUAUGAGCCAACUUUAAUUCCUGCAGGUCAAUCAUCAGGAAGAAACUAUUACAAGAAUGGUAUUACGAUGAUUGUUUUAUUUCUUAUCAAUUUAUUAAAUUAUACGGAUCGAUUUGCCAUCGCAGGUGUGUUAAAAGAAGUUGAAAUUAGUUUUAAAAUUUCGCCUGACAAAAGUGGUCUUCUUCAAACAGUAUUCGUUUGUAGUUACAUGGCUUUAGCACCUGUCUUUGGUUAUUUAGGAGAUCGAUAUAGUCGAAAAUGGAUCAUUAUCGUAGGUGUCACUUUUUGGUCGUUAACUACUUUAGCUGGAUCAUUUGUACCAGAUAAUCUAUUUACAGUAUUUCUAGUUUUACGAGGCUUAGUCGGUGUUGGUGAAGCUUCAUAUAUAUGUGUUGCACCAACAAUUAUUGCAGAUAUGUAUAAACAUGAUAUGAGAACACUUAUGUUAGCUGUUUUUAAUAUUGCUAUUCCAUUAGGCAGUGGUCUUGGUUAUAUUGUUGGAUCAUUCACUACAAAAGCAUUUCAUGGCGACUGGCGUUGGGCUUUAAGAGUAACGCCUUGCCUUGGUGCUAUUUGUAUCAUAUUACUCAUUAUUCUCGUUACAGAACCAGUACGAGGUAGUUCCGAUGGAGUUCAAAUGUUAAAACGUAAUAAUUGGUUUUCUGAUGUUCGACAUAUCUUAAAGAAUAAAAGCUUUCUUUUAACAACAUUUGCAUUUACAUGGGUAGCAUUUGCAUUAGGAUCACUUUCCUGGUGGGGUCCAAAAUUUCUUCAAUUAGCUGAAAAUAAUAAAGAAACUGAAGCCAAUGUUAGUCUUCGUUUUGGUAUAGUUGCUUGUAUUGCUGGAAUUUUAGGUGUAAUUCUCGGAAGUGGAAUUGCUAAACUUUUGCGUCAACGAACUGCUCGUGCUGAUCCAAUUGUUUGUGGUGUUGCUGUUCUUCUAGCUUUGCCAUUUUUAGUUGCAUUGCUGAUAUUAUCUAAAACUAACCGAUUCGUAACAUGGUUUGGUGUUCUCAUUAGCGAAACAUUAUUUUGUAGUAAUUGGGCGUUAACAUCAGAUAUGCUUAUGUACAUUGUAAUUCCAUCAAGACGUGCUACAGCAAGUGCUAUUCAAAUAUUCAUAAUGCAUCUAUUGGGUGACGCAUCUAGUCCAUAUAUCGUUGGUGUUAUAGCUAAUUAUUUCCAAAAAGGUUCUGAAGAUAAUUAUGUUCAAUGGAGUUCUUUACGUAAUGCCUUAUUGUUAACUCCAAUGGUUGCUAUUGUAGGUGGUAUAUGUUUUUUAAUUGCUGCAAUUUUUAUUGUUCAAGAUCGUCGUGAAGCAGAAAUUGGUAUCGAAUAUAUGAACUCUGGAGAUACUUUUCGAAUGGAUGAAUCAAGUAAACAUUAA
Adineta steineri is the source of this 1431-nucleotide messenger RNA. The record is from the annotation of a GenBank genome assembly. NCBI's taxonomy places the organism in Eukaryota, Metazoa, Rotifera, Eurotatoria, Adinetida, Adinetidae.